CCCCUCCCCCUCGCGCGGCGUCGCGGUGGGCGCGCCCGGAGCCGCCCGCCGGGCCGGGGCGGGCGCUGUGGCGGGCUCGCAGCGAUGGCGGCGGCCGAGGUGGCGCGGCAGGGUGAAGGCUGUCGUACUGUCCCGCUUUCUGGACAUGUAGGAUUUGACAGUUUGCCUGACCAGCUGGUUAAUAAAUCAGUUAAUCAUGGGUUUUGUUUCAACAUCCUGUGUGUGGGGGAAACUGGCCUUGGUAAAUCCACCCUCAUGGACACGCUUUUCAACACCAAGUUUGAAGGUGACCCAGCAUCUCACUCACAGCCCGGGGUCCAGCUGAAAUCCAAUACCUAUGACCUGCAGGAGAGCAACGUCAACCUCAAACUGACUAUUGUGAGCACAGUAGGCUUUGGGGAUCAGAUCAACAAAGAGGACAGCUAUAAGCCCAUCGUUGAGUUCAUUGAUGCUCAGUUUGAAGCCUACCUGCAAGAAGAACUGAAGAUAAAAAGGGUCUUGCACAAUUACCAUGACACCCGGAUCCACGCUUGCUUGUACUUCAUUGCUCCGACAGGCCACUCGCUGAAAUCCCUGGACUUGGUAACAAUGAAGAAGCUUGACAGCAAGGUGAACAUCAUUCCCAUAAUUGCCAAAUCUGAUGCCAUUUCCAAGAGUGAGCUGACCAAAUUUAAAAUCAAAAUCACAAGUGAACUGGUCAGUAACGGGGUUCAGAUCUACCAGUUCCCAACAGACGAUGAAUCCGUGGCGGAGAUAAAUGGGACAAUGAACGCCCACUUGCCGUUUGCAGUGAUCGGGAGCACGGAGGAACUGAAAAUAGGAAACAAAAUGAUGAAAGCUCGUCAGUACCCCUGGGGCACAGUGCAGGUGGAGAAUGAAGCUCACUGUGACUUUGUGAAGCUGCGGGAGAUGCUGAUCCGCGUGAACAUGGAAGACCUUCGCGAACAGACCCACACGCGCCACUAUGAGUUGUACCGGCGAUGUAAACUGGAAGAGAUGGGUUUCAAGGACACCGAUCCAGACAGCAAACCCUUCAGCUUACAAGAAACUUACGAAGCCAAAAGAAAUGAGUUUCUGGGGGAACUGCAGAAAAAGGAAGAGGCAAUGAGGCAAAUGUUUGUCCAGAGGGUCAAGGAAAAAGAAGCGGAGCUGAAGGAGGCUGAAAAAGAGCUGCAUGAAAAGUUUGAUCGCCUGAAGAAGUUACAUCAGGAUGAAAAAAAGAAGCUAGAGGAUAAGAAGAAGUCUCUGGAUGAUGAAGUAAAUGCAUUUAAACAAAGGAAGACAGCAGCUGAAUUGCUCCAAUCUCAGGCUCAGCAGGCUGGAGGAUCGCAAACUCUUAAAAGAGAUAAGGAAAGAAAAAAACUUGCUUGUUGUGACCCUGAUCCUUCAGUCGCACCGUGUGCAGGCUAAGUUCUCUGUAUGUGGGUGAAUCCACAUGUCCUGACCCUGCUGAAAGGUCAGGAUGCAUGCUGCCAAAUAGUUUCAACAAAAACCCUUCCAAUCCUGGGUUUUUGGAAGAUAAGCACGCCUCAGACCUAGCCAUGAUAGGUAAUGCUGUUUUUAGUGCGAGCUGCUGCUGAGAAUUUUACUCGAAAGGUAGCCUGCAUGAUGCUAAAGCCUCACGAACAGUUUCUGCAUACAACAUGUUGGUCUGGCUCGCUGCUUGCAGCAGCAGCAAACCUUAUGCAGUAACUCAGAUCAGACGACAGUCUGGCCUCCAUUUCCGGCAAUCAAAGCAGUUAAAACUCUUGAUUGCAAUGUAUUUUCUCAGGUAUUCUGUUUCACCAUAAAUAUAAUUUUAUUUCCCAUAAAAGUCUUUUGACUGUUUUGUGGUUUGUUUUGUUGGUUUUUUUUUUUAAGCAAGUUAAAAUAAUUUGAGUAUUUACCUCUUCCUCUACUGUCGAAUGUCGGCCUGCUCCCCAAACCAGUCAGUAUCGGUCUGUCAGUGAUUUCCAGAUUAUCUGCUAAAAGAACUAUUUAAUGUGGCUUUUUUUUUUUUUUAACUAUACUGCAGGUCACUGGCUGUUCUUCCUUACCAUUUGCCUUAUUAGAAUGUUAUUUAAAGUUAUGUAGAGUCUUUUUAAAGACUUAAAAAAGGUUUUUACUUGUGUGAUUUCCUUGAAGUACUUGAGGUACCACGAGGUUCCAUCUCUCCUCUGUCAGCUGUUUUCACGUUGCAUCUCUUUUUCCUGCUUUUUGAAUGUCUUUCUCUUUUUUGCUAAUCUUCUGUUUUUUUCUCUUUUUUUCCCUUUUCUCUCUCUGUAGCUUUUUUUAAUCUGUCUUCGCCAGCUGCACUGGGUCUGAGGGAGAAGACUGCCACUCCUAGAAGAGUUUAAGGGUCUUAUGUCUGGGGAGGGGGGGAACAAAUCUUCAGUGUUAGUGUCUUGGAAAGAAGCUCUUUUACUGACUUGCAUGGUACCUAAAAUUGAAGUGUCUUGUGAUUUGUGUGACAAGACAGGGUAAUACGGGGGAACUGAUUGUUUACCUGGAAUUUUGAAGAGCAACAGACAUGUGAUGUUUGGACUAACGAUGUAGCGAAUACAUUUUCAAACAUUGUUAUGGGCGUAUUUUUUUUCUAAUUUGGUCUUUAAUAAUAUAAAUGUCAUGGGCUUCCAUGAGGUGUGAAGCCUAAGGAAUAUUUUCAGUAUGCUGCUGUUUGGUUGGUUUUGGAAACCGUGCAUUCAGAGUCAAAGGAAAUACAAACAUGGUGCAAUUUGCUCUGUUGGCAGCCACGAAAUAUUUAAUUUUAACAAAGAAAUAAAGUAAGAAGAACUGUGUGUUUUCACUGGUGUCCUCCUGUGUCCCCCCACCUUAUUAAACAAGCUCCAUCGGCUGGUGGAUGUGGGUCGAGUGGUACUUUUUUUUUCUUCCCAACUAAACCUCCUCUUGUUCUUUAAAGUUAGAAAAAAGUCAGCGGUGUCAGGAGGGGGAGGUGAUGCUGAUAGCUGGUGUAACAAUAACAACAGUGAUCCACGCAGACUCCCCGUGAGUAGGGUGCAGUGUCCUUAGAGCGUGCUGGAGCCAGCCCUUGCACUUCUCACUUCUCCGUCCUGCCCUGGUCCGCUCACUGCAUGCUUUUCCGAGCUCCAAUCUUCUCUCCCCAUUCCCGGUUUUGUUUCCUUUUUACACAUGGAAGUGCGCGAGAACUGCACCGAGUUACGUAUUCACGCGACAAACGUUGAAGAACCGGCGCUGUUUAGCUUGAUACCUUUCUAACUUUAAUGUAAAUUUUAAAUAAAAAAAAUACGAAAGCC
Harpia harpyja (harpy eagle) is the source of this 3254-nucleotide messenger RNA. RefSeq names its product septin 6 (gene SEPTIN6). The transcript has 10 exons. Gene Ontology annotation, biological process: cytoskeleton-dependent cytokinesis; cilium assembly. Bases 85 to 1410 code for a protein of 441 amino acids. The record is from RefSeq and is a predicted model, not a curated record. Gene Ontology annotation, cellular component: septin complex; septin ring; cell division site. NCBI's taxonomy places the organism in Eukaryota, Metazoa, Chordata, Aves, Accipitriformes, Accipitridae. Gene Ontology annotation, molecular function: molecular adaptor activity; GTP binding; GTPase activity.